Messenger RNA from Polyodon spathula (Mississippi paddlefish), 2405 nucleotides. Its product is annotated as forkhead box protein H1-like. Gene Ontology annotation, biological process: regulation of DNA-templated transcription. Gene Ontology annotation, molecular function: DNA-binding transcription factor activity; sequence-specific DNA binding. The transcript is spliced from 4 exons. The record is from RefSeq and is a predicted model, not a curated record. Bases 1 to 1647 code for a protein of 548 amino acids. NCBI's taxonomy places the organism in Eukaryota, Metazoa, Chordata, Actinopteri, Acipenseriformes, Polyodontidae.
AUGACAAAACACUGGGGGAGCAGCAACCUCCUGCAUGGGCAACCUACCCUCGCCUACCUGCCCUCACCCUGCUACAGCCCCAGAACCGUCUCUGAACUUCAACUUGAGUGGCCACCACCUCCCCAGCACCACCACAACUCCAGCUCGGCGCACGUUGACUACUUCAGAGCAGCCGUCGCGGCCAGGCACAGUUUGGGGCUGAAUUCCCCUCCAGCGUGGGCUGCUUACGGUAGCCCCUGGCCGGCGGAUCUCCGGCCAGCGAAAGCAGCGGCAGCUGGAUCUAUCAUAGAGAAGAUAAUGCAGCUGGAACCCAACGCCAGUAUGACCGCCCCAGUACUUCUGAACAAGUGCGUACCCGCGAAAGAGAUGCGUAAUAACGGGUACGAGACAAAUGGAGAUACCACAGAACAGAACAAGAAAUGGGUAGAGGACAAAAGCGCAAAAAACGGAAAAAAGAAAAACUACCAGCGCUACCCCAAACCUCCGUACUCCUACCUAGCCAUGAUAGCCAUGGUCAUCCAGAAUUCCCAGGAGAAAAAGCUGACCUUGUCCCAGAUCCUGAAGGAGAUCAGCACCCUCUUCCCGUUCUUCAAGGGGAAUUACAAGGGCUGGCGGGACUCUGUGCGGCACAACCUCUCCUCCUACGACUGCUUCGUCAAGGUCCUGAAGGAUCCAGGCAAGCCCCAGGGAAAAGGAAACUUCUGGGCGGUGGAUGUGUCGCGUGUCCCCUUGGAUCUGCUAAAGCGACAAAACACAGCAGUGUCACGACAGGAGGAGACAGUCUUCGCGCAGGACCUGGCACCCUACAUCCUGCACGGGCGGCCCUGUGGACAGGACCAGCUCCAGCUCGGGGACUCCACUCCCCCCAGCGAGCCGGCCCCCGCCACCCGCCACAUCUCCGAAGACCCGUACCGCCCCAAACUGGACUCGUCCUUCGCCAUCGACUCCCUGCUCCACAGCUUCAAGCCCAGUGCUGGAGAGAAGCUGGGUGAACACUGCAAGCAGGGGGAACAGAGACUCCCGGGGCAGGGGGGCUGGGAGCCGAGACCCUUCUUCCACGACUCGGAGCCCUUCCCCCGCCUCUGUUACUCCUCAUGGAGCACUUCCGGCAGCUCGGUCAGCCCUGCUUCCUCCUCCUCUUCCUCAGACGACUCUAGCUGGAGGAGCGGGCUGGUGGCACACAAGCGCCCCAGGCCGCUGCCCGUGGGAGGAGAGGGGUCCGAUUCGGAUAGCUACGAGGACUGCCCCACACCUCUGAAGUCAGCUAAGAGGACCUCUGCCCCAUGGGAGCUGCCUACAUCAUACACCAAAUACGCGCCUCCUAAUGCAGUGGCUCCUCCCAGCAUGCGCUUCCCCAGCAACCCCUUUGUGCAGCUGGGGGGCCUGCCCUUCUACAACUACCGGCCCUCUCCUGCUGCAGCCUACGUGGGCCCUGCCUACUGGUCCUUCCUGCCCCGACCUGGUGUUCCUCUGCAGGCCUACCACCACCGGCAGCCCCCUGCCCUUAUGGAUCUAGACAACCUGCUCCAGUCUGUGCCCCCCAACAAGAGCGUGUUUGACGCACUGGUGCCUGAGAUGCCCGCCCUUCCUCCAGGGCAGUACGCAGUCCAGAACUCUGGGGGUAUUGGGCGGUACCCCCCUUACUGAGUGAAUGCUGUGUGGGACGAUGGUUUUAAACGUGUAUAUAUCGGUUUUACAGGGUUUGGGGAAGCUUGAUCUUGCUGGACGGAAGAAAGAGGCUCCAUAUUUGGACACUGGAAGCAGGGUAGUACUUUUUAAAUACGAUCGUAUCCCUCCCCCACCUCUCCACACGGGUUGCUCAUUCACAAUGAAUUACUGAAGAGCUCCCAAACCCGCAGGGUAUUUGUAUACAGCAGUGGGAAAGUUUUUUAGCAGCUAUGCUGACUGUCCAGGGGAGAGUAAAUAUGUGUUCAGGGUCUCCUCUGCGAUGAAUUAUUGAAGAGCCCCUCUUUCCCCGGUGAUUGUAAAGAGAUCCUGCUGGAAGUAGAGUCCCAAAUAGGAGCUGAGAUCGCUAGUAAAGAGCUAGAACAGUUUGCCAGUGUUGGCAUGUUCUUUUGCACUUUCUCAAAACUGGUUUAUCCUCCCGUCCCCGCUUUUCGAAUGGGUGCCCAGUAUGUUUAGGGUUGUUGAUGCUGGACUGAGAAUGCAUGAUGCUUCCAUUUAGAUUCAUUAUUGUGGUCUACAUGCAAAAGCCAUAAAACCUCUUGAGUUAAGUUUCUCCUUUUAGCAGUUUUUACAAAGUAGUGUUUCUUGAGUCUAAGGGUGUUACAGAAAGCAACUUGGCACAAAUAAAUCUUUACCUUUUUAUAUCCUUCAGGUGUUUAUUGCAUCUGGCUCCUGACAUCUGUUGAGUUAAGAGGCUGAAGAGGAAGCUUAGUUGUCAG